UUUGCUGCGAUAGUCAAGUGGGCAACCAGUUUAUUGUGCAGCUCUGUAGUGUCUAGGGGUAUUUUCGAAAUUCAUUUUUGUUCAUGAACAGUUGUUAAACCUACAGUUAGUGAUUAAAAUAAUAUUCUACUAACGAUUAAUCGAUUGAUUCAAGGUGAAUUAAUCAUAAAACUAAUCAAUUCUAUAAUUUUUAUAUGAAUUUGACAUUUCUUGGACCAUUAUCCGUGCAAAUCGAUUAACCGGUAACCGCCCGGUCGCGAGCUGCCCGGAUAAUCGACGUUCCACUGUAGUUUGUUAUGCUACGGGGAGACGCUCCAUGCGAGGCUUGAACCCACGACAGGCAUGUUGUUGGGCAUAAUCGUGCAAUUCCGGUUUUUUUUUAUAGAUUCUUGAGUCCCUGGACUAUAAUGGAUUUAUGAACCUUAUAGCUUCAUAAAUAUUUGAAGAUUCUUAGAUCUUUCAUUCCAUGAUGAUUCAUGAUUCCUUGGAGAUUCUUGAUUCUUUCGAAUCUUUAGAGAUUCAUUAAUACCCUGUGUUACGUUCAGCGAUUGUGGAUGGUUUUCCAUUUUCCGUGCGUUUCCCCCACGGUUACCGUCUCACGCCUGUGAGCUUUGUAUGCCACGGAACGUCUCACGCAAUGAGCUGUGGCGUGCUGCUUAACAUAAAGCUUGAUUUGACAAGUAAUAAGCGAAAGUUAAGUUCAAUAUUCGAAGGGCACCGACGUUUAUUAUAGGUGUUUACCUAUAGCAAACAAAAUAAUAUUGAUAACUUUUCACAUGAAAUUUUUGCCCAGCUCACCUCGUCAUAUAAAUCUUGACCGCUUCUGGGAUGUUUACAUCGCUGGCAGCAGCGACAGCGGAACGAGAAAGAAGAACAAAGAAAGAAGAGGCUGAGAUAAACAAAAGUCCAAACGCACGGAUCAUUUCGUGCCGUUAUGAGUCAGCAGCAGUAGCUCUUCUAAACAAUGGCGAAACCGUGCGUGAUAGCGUUUUGUGUCGUGAUUGCGCUCUCCUUCUCGUGGGAAGUCCUCGGCGAGCCGGAAUGCAUGGAACUACACCAGUUUCUCAAAGCGGUGGAGAAGCUGAUGGUAUCGCUACCAUACCAUACCUAUCCCGUCUUUAAUCUGUGCACCAGCCCGAAGGCAAUCGAGGACUAUCACAAUGCCACCGCGUUCUACCGGAACGUGACGCAGUCGCCCAUCUGCCAGCGGUACCUCGUGCAGAACCGGAUGAACGUGUACGAGACGAUCUACAACCAGCUGACCGGGCUGUGGAGCUCGGCGAACUGUGACGCCUGUGCCGGGGCGGUGAACGAAACCGCCGAGUUUAUGCGCCUGUCGACCGUGCUGGACCACUGCAUCGUUGUGCAUGCAGCCAGCCCGUGCGAGUUGUGCGCGGACGACUAUCAGCGCGUGCAGGACUUUUACGCCCGGCUGGACAAGGCGCAGCACGGCCCGGACCGGCUCUGCUUCGACAUCGCGGACCGGAUGAACCAGACGCGCCGGUCCUGGUCCGGCACGCACAACUGCUGCAACGACAAGCGCCGCUCGAUGGUGGCGUUCGCGUCGGUCGCAUCGGUCGCCUGCGCGCUGCCCUUGCUGUUCUACGCGGUCAUGCACGUGGUCACGGUGCGGCAGGAGGCGCGUCGGCUUAACCUGCUGACCGCAUCGAGCGGGGGAAGCGCUCGGUGCGAGGAACGAUCGCAGCCGUCCGGCUCGUCGGUCCAGCGGCCGGGCAACGGUGUGCUGCGCCAGCCGGAAAUGGAACGUAUCGCCGAGACGGACGCUGACGAGGAGGAGGAAGAAGAGGAAGAGCUGAAGACGCAGGCAAGUGACGGGUCAGGGAGCGGGACAGCAAAGGAGGACGCCACCAAAACCAACAAUCUCGACGUGAAGGUUAGCAACCUGAUCGACAUUGCGAGCCCGGAGGAGGAGCACACGAUGCCGCUACCACCGGCCCGGACGGAUGCAUCGGACGACGAAAGUCUGCUGCAGUGAGGUGGAUAAGGGCGCGUUAGGAAGUAGAAGUAGAGCGUUAGGAAGUAAGCCAUGUUACAGUUUUGCGUUUUUUUUGCGAUUUUGCUACAGAAUCAUUCGAAUCAUUCCCGGUCGGAUUGGGCGAAGUUCAGUUCGACUGGCCACAUCCAAAAACUUGUAGCUGUACAGAGCGAAAGAAACGUUGGAAAAAUAAACGAUUGAACUCUCGAGCGUA
Molecule: messenger RNA, 2210 nt
Organism: Anopheles gambiae (African malaria mosquito)
Lineage: Eukaryota; Metazoa; Arthropoda; Insecta; Diptera; Culicidae
Product: osteopetrosis-associated transmembrane protein 1
Exons: 2
Coding region: 965-1996 (343 amino acids)
Cellular component (GO): cytosol
Source: RefSeq, a predicted model, not a curated record